Molecule: messenger RNA, 2172 nt
Organism: Amaranthus tricolor (Joseph's coat)
Lineage: Eukaryota; Viridiplantae; Streptophyta; Magnoliopsida; Caryophyllales; Amaranthaceae
Product: aladin
Exons: 16
Coding region: 97-1419 (440 amino acids)
Biological process (GO): nucleocytoplasmic transport
Cellular component (GO): nuclear pore
Molecular function (GO): protein binding
Source: RefSeq, a predicted model, not a curated record
GGGAAACAACCUCCUCCUAAAACCCUACUUAGUUCUCACUUCUCAAAUAGUCAAAUUCUAGCACAAAAUUAUUGUCGUAACGUAAAGUGCCUGAAAAUGCCGUCCUUUCCGCAACCCGGAACCGUCACCAUUUGCGAAAUCAACAGAGAUCUCAUUACUGCUGAUAAUUUAUCCGAUAAUGUAUCUAAGGAAAGCUAUGGAAAAGUUAUUGGUAUGCUGUUUAAUCCUGUGGAAUUUGAAUCUGAUAGUCUACUAUUGCCGGAUCGCAAUAGUAAUGCUGGUGAUGAACAAGGAGGAAUCCCGGAGAAUGGUUUUCCAGCUUUGAUUGGUGUUGUGAAGCGGAUUUUUUGCCCUAAUGAUAUGCAUUUGCUGCCAGAAGUGAAUUUACAAGGAGUGUCUUGGCACCAACACAAGCAUAUAUUGGCUUUUAUAUCUGGGCCGAAUCAGGUUACUAUUCGUGACUAUGAUGAUCCUGAGGGCAAGGAACCUAGCAUUUUGCAUGGUGAUUUUCAGAGAGAAGUUAAAGUUGUUGAAUGGAGACCAAACAGCGGGAGAACACUCUCCGUUGCAUGCAGGGGUGGAGUUUGCAUAUGGGCCGCUUCAUAUCCUGGCAAUCCAGCAUCUGUCAGGUCUGGGGCUGCCCCUUUUGUGGGCUCUAUUUCCAAGGGCUCUGGCAUGAGAUGGACACUGGUGGAUUUUCUUAAGAGUCACAGUGGUGAGCACAUUUGUGCACUGUCUUGGAGUCCUGAUGGAAGAUACUUAGCAACAGGUUCUUAUGAGAGCUCAGCUUUCACCAUUUGGGACGUUUCUCAAGGUCAUGGAGAUCCUAUUCGACGAGGAUUAGGAGGCAUAUCAAUCUUGCGAUGGUCACCUUCUGGGGAUUACUUUUUUGCAGCCAAGUUUGAUGGAACAUUUUAUCUGUGGGAGACUGGGACGUGGACAUCACAACCUUGGUCUUCAAGUAGUGGCUUUGUUACGGGAGCUUCAUGGGAUCCGGAUGGACGUAUGAUAUUGCUUUCCUUCUCUAAAUCCUGUACCCUGGGAUCAAUUCACUUUGCAUCAAAGCCUCCAUCUCUUGUUGCGCACUUACUUCCGGUUGAGCUACCCGAGAUAGCAACUCUAACGCGCAGUCAGACAAUUGAGAAGAUAGCUUGGGAUGCUUCAGGAGAACGCUUGGCCUUGUCUUUUAAAGACGGAGAUGAAUCAUACCAGGGUCUUAUUGCCAUAUAUGAUGUUAGAAGGACUCCGUUGAUAGCAACUUCACUAGUUGGAUUUAUCAGAGGCCCUGGGGACAGUCCCAAGCCAAUUGCAUUUUCUUUCCAUAAUAAGUUUAAACAGGGACCUUUGCUAUCUGUGUGUUGGAGCACCGGAUUUUGCUGCACCUACCCUCUUUUGUUUCGUUCUCACAUCCUUCCUUAGUUAAGGCUAUUGAUUGUAGCUUGUGAAAGGUAGUCCUUGGCGUGAAUCUGCCAUCACCAUUUUUGUUUUGUCGAGUAUGUUCAAGGUUUAUUUGAAGUGAAUGACUUAACUUUCACAUGUCGUCUUGUUUAUGGAGAAGUUAAACCCGCCAUUGUCCAAUUCUGCAACUACUCGCAAACAAAAUCCCCUUCGUGUAUUUGUUUCCACACAGUGGCAGUUUGUUCUCCUCGCUGAAGGAUAGUCCGUAGAAUAUAAUACUAUAUAUUUUCUGAAAACAAAAGACAACAAGGAUCCCAGGCUGCUUCGUAUGUUUUAUUUUAACUGUAUAUUCAAGUUCAGUCAUUAGUAGAGUAUUAUAAAAACUCUCCAUGUCUGACAUUUUUCGCACGAAUUGCAAGCUUAUUCUUGUGGACGAUAGAUGCUGUGUCAAAUUCAUCAAGUGUUGAUUAUUGUUGCAAUUUUUUUAGGGUGAACGCUACCCAAUGUGAAUCCUUGAAUGGCUUUUUCUGCAAUGUUACACAAUAAGCAACUUGUUUUUCUUUAUUCUUGUAGUAAUCUUUAGAACAACAAUUCAAAAGACUACCUUGCACCUUAGCUUAAGUCUAGUUUCACCUUGCCUAGAUGAUUUAUUUUAGUUUAAUAUGAUUAAAAAUAUGUGUAUGUUUAGUUUGUGUUUAAUAUUUAAUUAAAUAUUAUAGCAAUUGUUUAGAUGAUUUAAUCAUCGGUGUGAGUGACAACCUGUGAUGAAAAUGU